Molecule: messenger RNA, 711 nt
Organism: Hordeum vulgare subsp. vulgare (domesticated barley)
Lineage: Eukaryota; Viridiplantae; Streptophyta; Magnoliopsida; Poales; Poaceae
Product: ethylene-response factor C3-like
Exons: 1
Coding region: 1-711 (236 amino acids)
Biological process (GO): ethylene-activated signaling pathway; regulation of DNA-templated transcription
Molecular function (GO): DNA-binding transcription factor activity; DNA binding
Source: RefSeq, a predicted model, not a curated record
AUGGACAACCACGGCGGCGACAUGUACCACUGCACCGGCUGCACCGAUCCCUCCUGCUCCUCAAUCUCAUCACUGGGCUCGUUUCCGUCCUACGACUUGACCAGCGGUGCCGGUGAGAUGGUUGAAACAUGGCGGAACAACCCUCCAGCUUCCUGGAAUCAUUUCCAGGCUGAUCCCUCCUGCAGCUCCUCCUCGUCCCGGGACUCGUUUCCGUCCGACAUGAGCAGCAGCGACAUGAUCGGUGCGGAAACGAGUCGUCGGCCGAAGAAACGAGCAGCGUCGGCGGCGCCGUCGUACAUCGGCGUGCGCGCGCGGCCGUGGGGACGGUUCGCUGCAGAGAUCCGGGACUCGACGCGGGGCGGCACGCGGGUCUGGCUGGGCACCUUCGGCACCGCCGAGGACGCUGCCAUGGCCUAUGACCAGGCGGCGCUCUCCUCGCGGGGCGCGGCCACGGCGCUCAACUUCCCCCUGGAGCGCGUCCAGGAGUCGCUCCGUGCCCUCGGCGCCACCGGCACAGGCGCGGCCGGCUCGCCCGUGCUGGCCCUCAAACGACGCCACUCCAAGAGAAGAAGGCGCAGCAAGACCGAGAUAGCGAACGACGCGGCGACAUGCCGGAGGAGCAACAUGAUCGUGGCCAAAGACAAGCGGUUUAUCGUGGAGCUGGAGGACCUCGGUGCCGACUACUUGGACGAGCUUCUCGCCUUCUCAUGA